Lathyrus sativus (Indian pea) is the source of this 354-nucleotide messenger RNA. The record is from the annotation of a GenBank genome assembly. Lineage: Eukaryota; Viridiplantae; Streptophyta; Magnoliopsida; Fabales; Fabaceae.
AUGGAAUUUGUUGGUAUGCAUGUCGUGGGUAAUAGGUUUACUUGGUUCAAAUCCAAUGGUAGUUGUAAAAGCAACCUUGACAAAUUGAUACUAACUGAGGAGUUGAUCAAUAAAUGGAACAUUGUUGUACAACAUGUGAGGGAUAGGGAUAUUUCGGAUCACAUACCAAUGUGGAUCAAAGCUAAUAAUGUGAAUUGUGCUCCUAAAUCAUUCAAGGUAUUCAAUUGUUGGUAUGAUCACCCUGAGUUUCUUGAGUUUGCGAAGAAUGAAUGGAAUUCAAUUCAGGUCGAUGGCAGUGUUGCUCAUAUUUUAAAAGAGAAAUUCAAAGUCUUAAGGACAAGAUUGAGGUGGUGA